AUGAAGCCUUCAAUAUUCUAUAGUUCGAGACAACCCUAUCUCAAAUAUUUGGCAAUCAUCUUAACCACCAUCACCAUCUAUGUUCUAACUCAUAGCAGUUAUCUGGCUGAUCCUAAUAUCAAUGAUGUCACCACUAAGCCAAUACUGGAAACUGUGCCACAACCACCACCACAAUCACCUUCAUCACCAGAACAACAACAACAACAACCUGCAAACCAAGAUCAAAUCGUCAAGGUGCCUGAAGAAUUGAAAAACAAACCUCAAGAUUUAGUUGUUGAUAACAAUAAAGAUCAAAAACCAGCUGUAUCUGGUGUACCAAAAUCCUCCUCCUCCUCCCCACAGCAACAAGAGAAACAAGACACCAAAAAAGAACUGGAAAAUUCUUCUUCAUCAAAAGAUCCUGUGAAACCAGAAAAAGUUAAAGCCACAUUUGUCACUUUAGCCCGUAAUUCUGAAUUAUAUGAUUUGAUCAAAUCUAUUCGUAAUGUUGAAGACCGUUUCAAUAGAAAAUUCAAUUAUGAUUGGGUAUUUCUUAAUGAUGAUGAUUUCACCCAAGAAUUUAAAGAUUUAACUACAGCAUUAGUUUCUGGUAAAACCAAAUAUGGGAAAAUUCCUAAAGAACAUUGGUCAUAUCCUGAUUGGAUUGAUUUGAAAAGAGCAGAAGAAACUCGUAAAAAUAUGAAAUUACAAAAAAUCAUUUAUGGAGAUAGUGAAUCUUAUCGUCAUAUGUGUCGAUUUGAAAGUGGGUUUUUUUGGAGACAUCCAUUAUUAGAUGAUUAUGAUUGGUAUUGGAGAGUUGAACCAAGUAUUGAUAUUCAUUGUGAUUUGAAUUAUGAUUUAUUCAAAUACAUGGAAGAUAAUAAUAAAGUUUAUGGUUUUACUAUUUCAAUUCAUGAAUUUAGAGCCACCAUUCCUACAUUAUGGGAUACCACGAAAAAAUUCAUUAAAGAAAAUCCUCAAUAUUUAGCUGAAAAUAAUUUUAUGGAUUUUAUUAGUGAUGAUAAAGGUGAAACUUAUAAUUUAUGUCAUUUUUGGUCGAAUUUUGAAAUUGCCAAUUUGAAUUUUUGGAGAGGUGAAGCUUAUAGAAAAUAUUUUGAUUAUUUAGAUCAAACGGGUGGAUUUUUCUAUGAACGUUGGGGUGAUGCUCCAAUUCAUUCUAUUGCUGCAGCAUUAUUUUUACCAAAAGAUAAAAUUCAUUAUUUUGAUGAUGUUGGUUAUAAACAUAGUGUUUAUACUCAAUGUCCAUUAAAUCCUCAAUUUAGAUACGAACAUAAAUGUCAUUGUAAUCCAGAUAAUGAUUUUACUUUUAGAGGUUAUUCUUGUGGUAAGAAAUAUUUUGAAAAAAUGGGUUUACAAAAACCUAAAGAAUGGGAAAAAUAUCAAUAA
Candida albicans SC5314 is the source of this 1386-nucleotide messenger RNA. RefSeq names its product alpha-1,2-mannosyltransferase KRE2 (gene MNT2). NCBI's taxonomy places the organism in Eukaryota, Fungi, Ascomycota, Pichiomycetes, Serinales, Debaryomycetaceae. Gene Ontology annotation, cellular component: Golgi apparatus; membrane. Gene Ontology annotation, biological process: cell wall mannoprotein biosynthetic process; protein N-linked glycosylation; protein O-linked glycosylation. The transcript has a single exon. Gene Ontology annotation, molecular function: alpha-1,2-mannosyltransferase activity. The record is from RefSeq and is a predicted model, not a curated record. Bases 1 to 1386 code for a protein of 461 amino acids.